CCCACAAAAAAGCUCCCCAAAACCAGGUAACCUCCCUCUGCCCCAGACGGAAACGGUCACGUUCACGUUCACAAGGUCCGUGCGCUCCCAUGGCAGCGCCCGCGACGAACCUCCGGCGCUCGGAGCUGUGCGCGGCGGCGGUGUCGGCCGCCGACGCGGCGUCGUGGUGGUGCGCGGUGGCGCUCGUCGCGCUCGUGCUGGUGGGCGCGCUCAGCGCCGAGACCGCGGACGACGGCGAGGUGUUCCGUGGCCCGCGGCUCGGCGGCGGCGCGGCGCGGCCGUGCGACGAGGUGUACCUGGUCGGGGAAGACGAGACGCUGCACAGCAUCAGCGACAAGUGCGGCGACCCGUUCAUCGUGGAGCGGAACCCGCACGUGCACGACCCCGACGACGUCUUCCCGGGGCUCGUCCUCGCGCUCAGGCCUACCAAGAACACCUAGCUUCUAGCCGUCUGGUCCGGCGCGCGUGGAUGAGCAAGAACUCGAAGAGUUCUAUUCUCCCUGCUUCUUUUCGUUGGUUGGUUAGUUUGCUCCUUGUCAACUGCUCAUAUCGAUGUUGUUUCUUCAUGAAAAGGAGAAGAAAAUGGUAAGUUGUAUAUACUGAUCAUAAAAGAACCAAUCGAAGCAUAGUUCAGUGAGCCGGCUCUAGUUCCUCUAAUUUCAUAUUGUCGGUCGCA
Molecule: messenger RNA, 676 nt
Organism: Lolium perenne
Lineage: Eukaryota; Viridiplantae; Streptophyta; Magnoliopsida; Poales; Poaceae
Source: RefSeq, a predicted model, not a curated record